AUGUCUUUGUUCUCCUGGUUCUUCACUCUGUGGCACUCAUCAGCCUCGUCCCUGCUCCUUGUGGGGCUUGUGGGCAGACAGCUGGGGCUCAGGGUGGGACUGCAGGUGGCUCAGACUGCGACGUGUUCUCGGUGGAGUACACCGAGUGACCAGGGUCUGUUUCAGGACGGAGAUGUAGUUAUUGGUGGGCUCUUUAAUAUUUAUAACAAGCCUUCAGCUAUAGAUCAUGACUUCACUCAGCUGCCACAGUACAAAUCCUGCACUGGUUUGGAAAAUCUUCCAUUACAGUAUGUGUAUGCUAUGGUGUUUGCACUGGAGGAAAUCAACCAUAGUACAACACUGCUACCGGGUGUGAAGCUGGGUUACCGUAUUCAUGAUAGCUGCGCCUUUCCCCUGUGGGCUGUGCAGGCAGCACUGUCACUAGCUGCAGGAAACAGCACCAGCUGUGAUCAGCCUGUUCCUUUAAUUAUUGGCGGUGACUCAUCUAUAACAGCCCAGAUACUAUCCAGAAUCCUGGGGCCCCUCUCUGUGCCUCUAAUGAGCUACACAGCUAGCUGCCCCUGUCUUAGUGACAGACACCAGUUUCCUAACUUCUUCAGGACUAUACCCAGUGAUAUUUACCAAGCUUGGGCCAUUGGCCGGCUUGUCAUACACUUCAAAUGGACCUGGAUUGGAGCUGUGCUCGAAAACAGUGAUUACGGCCUAACAGCAAUAAAGAUAUUUCAGGAGGCGACUCAGGGGGCAGGAGUCUGUCUGGCAUUUGUAGAAACUCUCAACAGGGAAAACAUUGUGAGUGAAGUCAGAAGAGCAGCCCUCAUAAUUCAGGCCUCGACUGCAAGAGUGAUUCUUGUAUUUACCUGGUAUACAGAUGCGAGGGAACUGUUUGUGCAACUAGCCAAGAUAAAUGUGACUGACAGACAGUUUCUGGCCAGUGAGGCUUGGAGCACUAGUGGUGACCUUCUCCAAAGUCGUGUCACAAGUCAAGUGGCAAGUGGUGUUGUUGGUGUUGCCAUUAGAAGUUCAACUAUACCUGCCUUUGAAAAUUAUAUCAGAAGUCUCAACCCAUCUCACCGUCCUGAUGACAAGUUCUUAAGAGAGUUUUGGGAAAAGGUGUUUGGUUCUUCUCUACCUCUCUGCAAUGGCACUGAGUCCCUGGAGGGAGUGCAGAAUCACUUUACUGACACCUCCCAGUUAAGGGUGACAUAUAAUGUCUACCUUGCUGUUUAUGCUGCAGCCCACGCCCUUCACAGUCUUCUGUCCUGCUCCCAUAGAGAAAACUCUCCUGAAAAGAACACCUCUACAUGCUACUUUCCAAAACACAUCAAACCUAUAGAGUUAUUACAAUACUUGAGCAACUUGAACGUCACCACACCACAAGGGGACCUAUUUUAUUUCCAUGGUGCAGACAUUCCAGCUAAGUAUGACCUUGUCAACUGGCAGAAGACCCCUGAGGGGUCACUGAAACUUGUUUUGAUUGGUCAUGUGGAUGGGUUUGACAUCCACCUUAAUGAGUCAGCUAUUCAAUGGAGCACAGGAUCCAAUCAGAUCCCUGUUUCAGUGUGCAGUGAGAGCUGCCCCCCAGGUACCCGAAUGGCCAACAGGAAAGGGGAACCUGUCUGUUGCUUUGACUGUAUCCCAUGUGCUGAAAGGGAGAUUAGCAAUAAAACUGAUUCUCUUCAAUGUGAACGCUGUCCACCUGAGUUCUGGUCCAAUGUUGAACGAACUGCCUGCAUCCCUCGCCAGCUGGACUUCCUUUCCUUUGAUGACGCUUUGGGUAUUACCCUGACUACAACAGCUGUGUCGGGCGCCAUGGUGACAACAGCUGUGUUUGUGGUGUUUCUUUACUACCGUCAAACACCUGUGGUACGAGCCAACAACUCAGAACUGAGCUUUCUGCUUCUUCUGUCACUGAAGCUCUGCUUCCUGUGCUCACUGGUGUUCAUUGGUCGUCCAUCAGACUGGUCUUGUUGGCUCCAGCAGGCAGCAUUCGGGAUCAGCUUUGUUCUUUGUGUUUCCUGCCUCCAAGUUAAAACCAUAGUUGUUCUUGCAGCAUUUCGUUCAGCUCGGCCUGGUGCUGAAGCCUUGAUGAAAUGGUUUGGUCCAGGCCAACAGAGAGGAAGUGUCUGCCUCUUUACCUUUAUACAGGUUAUCAUCUGUAUUAUUUGGCUAACGCUCAGCCCCCCAGUACCUCAACCUGACUUGGAUACCCCAGGGUUAAAAGUCACCUUGAAGUGUGCCAUGGUCUCUGUGCUGGGCUUCUCUUUGGUCUUAGGCUACAUUGGCCUGCUGGCCUGCACCUGCCUGCUCUUGGCCUUUCUUGCUCGGAAACUUCCGGAUAAUUUCAAUGAAGCCAAACUGAUCACCUUCAGCAUGCUGAUCUUCUGUGUUGUCUGGGUGUCUUUUGUUCCUGCUUAUGUUAGCUCUCCUGGAAAAUAUGCAGUUGCUGUGGAGAUUUUUUCAAUUCUCACUUCUAGCUAUGGUUUACUGCUUUGUAUCUUUGCUCCAAAAUGUUUCAUCAUUCUUUUGAGGCCUGAGAAAAACACUAAGAAACACUUGAUGGCCAGAUAG
Monopterus albus (swamp eel) is the source of this 2568-nucleotide messenger RNA. Its product is annotated as extracellular calcium-sensing receptor-like. The coding region runs from base 1 to 2568 and encodes 855 amino acids. The transcript is spliced from 12 exons. Gene Ontology annotation, molecular function: G protein-coupled receptor activity. The record is from RefSeq and is a predicted model, not a curated record. Gene Ontology annotation, cellular component: plasma membrane. Gene Ontology annotation, biological process: G protein-coupled receptor signaling pathway. Lineage: Eukaryota; Metazoa; Chordata; Actinopteri; Synbranchiformes; Synbranchidae.